Molecule: messenger RNA, 2070 nt
Organism: Phlebotomus papatasi
Lineage: Eukaryota; Metazoa; Arthropoda; Insecta; Diptera; Psychodidae
Exons: 1
Coding region: 1-2070 (689 amino acids)
Molecular function (GO): RNA-DNA hybrid ribonuclease activity; nucleic acid binding
Source: RefSeq, a predicted model, not a curated record
AUGUUGGAGAGGAUUUGCGAAUUUCAUCUGAAGGAGGGUAUUUUAAAGACAAACCCACUCUGUGAAUAUCAGCAUGCAUAUAGAUCUGGUAGAUCUAUAGAAAGUGCUCUCCACAAUGUGGUUACUAAAAUUGAAAAAUCUCUGGCCUUUUGUGAACUAACUCUCGGAGCUUUUCUCGAUAUUGAGGGAGCUUUUGACAGAGUGGAUCACAAUAUUAUAAUGGCGGCGCUAAAACGGAAAGGAGUUGAUGAUGUUACUAGUAACUGGCUAUGUUCUCUCUUAACUGAUCGUGAAAUCAGUGUGACGAUUGGAGGAAGAGAGAUUAUAGCCGCUGUGCAUCGAGGAUGUCCGCAAGGAGGUAUACUCUCACCACUCUUCUGGAGUCUUGCCGUCGAGGAGUUGUUGGUGGAGUUGAACGAGAGGAAAUUAUAUGCUGUUGGAUAUGCAGAUGACAUUGCUAUAGUCAUAUCUGGAAUUGACUAUAGCACUGUAUGCAAUAGAAUGCAGCAAGCGUACAGGAUUGUGGAAGAGUGGUGUAACAGAUCAGGGCUGGGAGUUAACCCAGAAAAGACUAAUCUAGUUCUGUUCACCAAUAGGAGGAAAGUUAAGAUAGAUAGGGUACCUAUUCUUUAUGGUAAGGAAACUAUCAUUAGAGAUAGGGUUAAAUAUCUUGGCGUCAUUUUGGAUAAGAAAUUGAAAUGGAAUUUUCAUUUGGAGGAGAAAGUGAACACAGCCUUGCGAAGCCUGUGGCAAUGCAGGAGAAUGAUCGGCAAGACUUGGGGACUUUCUCCAAAGGUGAUGCACUUUAUUUACACGCAGGUGGUGAGACCAGUCAUUGGUUUUGCAUCUGUAGUCUGGUGGCCUAGAGUAAAGUUGAAGUGUACGGUAGAGGCUCUGAAUAGGUUUCAAAGACAUGCUUGUCUUGCAAUCACGGGGGCCUUAAGAUCGACGCCAACUGCUGCUCUGGAAGUGCUACUGAACCUGCUUCCUCUACACAUUUUUAUCGAACAGGAGGCUUUAAAGUGUGCAAUUAGACUAAGGAAUAGAGAAUUAUGGAAUGAUAGAGGAACUUUGAUUGGGCAUCGUAAGAUUCUGAAAGACGUUGAGGAGAUCUUCCCUUCAACUGCUAUGUUGUCAGAUGUUUCGUACCCAAAGGAAAUGUUUUCUGGGAAUAUAGAGAAAAUCAGAAUCUUAACUGAAAACGAUGAGCUCUACAAUUGCGUUGAAGAAAUCUCUAGAUGCAAUGUUAAAGUGUUCACGGACGGUUCUGUACAAGGUCUCAAAGCAGGAGCUGGAGUGUUUUGGAUGGAAGAGAACAUUGAGAUGUCUAUCCCCUUGGGACAGUACUUUUCCAUAGUUAUGGCGGAGAUUUUCGCUAUCUUGAUGGCAAUGUGUUGUCUCUGCGAUAGAGGAGUAACGAAUAAGACAAUUGGGAUUAUAUCGGAUAGCAAAAACGCAUUGCAAAAGAUUGCAGAGGGUCCUACGUCUUCGAAUCUGGUUCAAGAAGCGAGAUAUUAUCUUGCUAAACUCUUGGAAGAUAAUGAGAUCCUCUUCAUCUGGGUUCCUGGCCAUUCAGAUAUUUUAGGCAACGAAAUAUCUGACAGAUUGGCAAAACUAGGAGUUAUGCGCAAUUUUGUUGGCCCGGAGCCGGUUAUUGGCAUUGAACUGGAAUUCAUUAAAAGGAAUAUACAGGAAUAUGCACAAGAAAUUCAUAGAAAAUACUGGAAAUCUGUAAAGGGUUGUUUGUUCGCUAAGAGCCUUGUGAAGUCUGUCACACAUGGAUGUGACAGGCAACUGUUGGCUCUGACUCGCACACACCUCAGAGUUAUUAUUGGAAUACUCACUAGACACUGGCUGAAUGCACAUCUGCAUAAAAUGGGUAUGGUGGACGACCCAAUUUGUCCGUGGUGUUCUUCCAGUAGGGAAAGUGUAAAACAUAUCUUGUGCGAUUGUCCGACUCUGGCACUUUCGAGACAGAAGAUAUUAGGAAAGAGGGUGAUUGAUUUGGAUGACUUAAGCAUUGUUAAUGUAAAGAACAUCUUAUCAUUCACCAAGGAAAAUGAAUUGUAA